AUGCCUACCGUCGGCGUGGACAAGGAGCGCUUCUUCCAGGCGCUCGGCCGCACCUACACCACGCGCGAGUUCGACGAGCUCUGCUUCCAGUUCGGCAUCGAGCUCGACGACGACACGACCGAAGAGGUGCAGAAGGCCGGACUCGGUGAGAGGCCGCAGCUCAAGAUCGACAUCCCCGCCAACCGAUACGACCUGCUCUGCCACGAGGGCAUCUCGCGUGCGCUCAACGUCUUCCUGGGCAACAUCGAGCAGCCGCAGCUGCGCCUCACCCAGCCCGAAAAGCUGAUCGAGGUCAAGGUCUCCGCCGAUACCGCCAAGAUCCGCCCCUACUUUGCAGGCGCCGUGCUGAGGAACGUCACCUUCACGCCCGAGAGCUAUGCCAACUUUAUCGAUCUGCAGGACAAGCUGCACCAGAACCUCGCGCGUCGCAGGACGCUCGUGGCCAUCGGCACACACGACCUCGACACCAUCCAGGCACCCUUCAGCUACGAGGCGCUGCCGCCGACCGAGAUCAAGUUUGCGCCGCUCAACAAGCAGACCGAGUACGAUGCGGUGCAGAUGAUGCAGCUGUACGAGAGCGACAAGCAUUUGUCGAGGUAUCUGCCCAUCAUCCGCGACAGCCCUGUUUAUCCGAUCAUCUACGACCAGAAUCGUCAGGUGCUCAGCAUGCCGCCCAUCAUCAACUCGGACCACAGCAAGAUCACGCUCGCGACGAAAAACGUCUUUAUCGACACCACCGCCGUCGACGAGACCAAGCUGGGCAUCGUCAUCAACAUCAUUGUGGCCAUGUUUUCGCAGUACUGUGCCGAGCCGUUCACCGUGGAGCCGGUGCGUGUGGUGUAUGCCGAUGGCACACAGAAGGUGACGCCGGACCUGUCCAACGUGCGCUUCGAUGCGUCGGUCGAGUACAUCAACCGCUGCACGGGGCUGGCGCUCUCGGCGGACGACAUGGUGGGUCUGUUGCGCAAGAUGGGCCACACCGCUGCCGUGGAUGCGUCGGACGCAGGUAAGCUCGUGGUGGAUGUGCCGCCCACACGACCGGACAUCCUGCACGAGUGCGAUCUCAUGGAAGACGUAGCCGUGGCGUACGGAUUCGACAACCUGCCCAAGACGUUCCCUGCGACCAACACGGUGGCUGCGCCGUUGCCGCUCAACAAGCUGGCCGACAUUGUGCGUCGCGAGUGUGCCUACUCGGGCUGGGUGGAGGUCCUUCCGCUCAUCCUGUGUUCGCACGACGAGAACUUUGGCUGGUUGAACCGACCGGAUUCCGGCAAAGAGGCGAUUGUGUUGGAGAAUCCCAAGACGGCCGAGUACCAGGUGGUCCGUACGACGUUGCUGGCGGGACUGCUCAAGACGGUUCGCGAGAACAGGAAGCAUGCUCUGCCGCUGCGCACGUUCGAGGUGAGCGAUGUGGCGUUCCAGGAUGCAGAGGAGACGGAGCGGUGCGCGCGAAACCAGCGCCAUGUGGGCGCGGUCUACUGCGACAAGGCGGCGAGCUUCGAGGUGGUGCACGGUCUUUUGGAUCGGCUCAUGCUCUCGCUGGCUGUGCCGAGGAUCUCGGGUGCGGCGGCGAAGGAGACCAAGGGCUACUGGAUCGAACAGGCCGAGGACGCCACCUUCUUCCCCGGCAGGGCGGCGACCGUCCAUCUCAGGACGCCAAGGGAGAAGGUCAACCCCGGUGCGGCGACGGGUGCAAAGGGCGCGUUGGAAACGGUCAAGCAGACGCUCGAAAAGGUGCUCCCCGGUAACGAGUACACCGACGAGAAGGUCGGCACCAUCGGCGUGCUCCAUCCGUCGGUGCUGGCCAGCUUCGGUAUCGACUACCCCUGCUCCGCGCUCGAGUUCAACCUGCAUCCGUUCCUCUGA
Moesziomyces antarcticus is the source of this 1866-nucleotide messenger RNA. RefSeq names its product phenylalanyl-tRNA synthetase. Gene Ontology annotation, cellular component: phenylalanine-tRNA ligase complex; cytoplasm. Gene Ontology annotation, molecular function: RNA binding; ATP binding; magnesium ion binding. NCBI's taxonomy places the organism in Eukaryota, Fungi, Basidiomycota, Ustilaginomycetes, Ustilaginales, Ustilaginaceae. The transcript has a single exon. The record is from RefSeq and is a predicted model, not a curated record. The coding region runs from base 1 to 1866 and encodes 621 amino acids. Gene Ontology annotation, biological process: phenylalanyl-tRNA aminoacylation.